Molecule: messenger RNA, 1179 nt
Organism: Cyprinodon variegatus (sheepshead minnow)
Lineage: Eukaryota; Metazoa; Chordata; Actinopteri; Cyprinodontiformes; Cyprinodontidae
Gene: tmem144b
Product: transmembrane protein 144
Exons: 12
Coding region: 1-1179 (392 amino acids)
Biological process (GO): carbohydrate transmembrane transport
Cellular component (GO): membrane
Molecular function (GO): carbohydrate transmembrane transporter activity
Source: RefSeq, a predicted model, not a curated record
AUGAUGCCUCUGGUAAAAGGCUCACCUCUGCUUCUGUUUGUUGCGUUGUUAUUGAUGGCGAGCUGCCUCAGCAUUGAAGGUUGUGAUGAAACUUCAGGAAACUGCUCCCAGGAAACUGGUUUCUUCUUUGGUAACUCCACAAAUGUCACUAAUUUUGCUUAUGGAAUAACUGCAAACAUGGCUGCUGUGGUGCUGUAUGGAAGCACCUUUGUUCCAGUCAAACGAAUAGAGACAGGGGAUGGCAUGUUCUAUCAUUUUGUGAGCUGUGCAUCUAUAUGGGUUGUAUCUCUUCUCGGAGACCUCUUUAUGCGAACACCGAAAUUUCAUCCUCUUGCGAUGUUUGGAGGUGUUCUCUGGUCUACAGGAAGUGUAGCAGCUGUCACCAUUGUUAAAGCAAUUGGCCUUGGUCUUGGAAUUUUAAUAUGGGGAUCAGCUAGUCUGUUGAUGGGCUGGGCCAGUUCAAGAUUUGGGUGGUUUGGGAUUGAUGCUCAGGAUGUUUCCAGACCACUUCUGAAUUACUGCGGUGCUGCUUUGUGUCUGCUUAGUGGUCUGGUUUUUUUCUUUGUGAGAAGUGAUGUAGAACUUCAUCCAGAGUCAGAAACCGUCCCUUUACUAAUUGACAGGAGAUCCAUUUCUGGCAGUUUUGUACAACAAUCUUCUGCAUACUGGAUCGACAGAGUUGGACCAAAGGCGAGGCGAAUCAUUGGUUGCCUGCUUGCUGUUAUGACUGGUUUGCUGUUUGGCUCUUCAUUUGUACCUGUUCUCUACAUAAAGAACCAUUCAGUGUGCCCGGACAGCAUUUUCUAUGGAGCCACUGUCAAUGACCUGGAUUAUGUACAUGCACAGACCUCUGGUGUUUUCCUUGCAAGUGCGGUGUACUUUACCAUUUACUGUGCAGUGAUGAAAAACAAGCCCAGGGUUUACCCCAGAGCCAUCCUACCAGGGUUUCUCUCUGGGUUGAUGUGGACGGUUGGUACGUACUGCUGGUUCCUGGCUAACCGCUACUUGACAGCUGUUGUCACCUUUCCAAUUGUUACUGCAGGCUAUGGUCUGGUUGCAGCACUGUGGGGGUCCUUGGUUUUCAGAGAGAUUAAGGGUUUGGUUAAUGGCAUAAUCUUCUUCUUUGCAUCUUGUGUUGUGCUGGCUGGCUCUAUGCUGACUGCCAUUUCAAAGCUCUGA